UUUUUUUUGGUUACUUCUCUCAUCUUUUUUGUUCUCAUCCACAAUCUUUUCUUUUUUUUUUUCUCUCUUUUCCUUUUUAUCAAUGGACGUUAUCAUGACUGAACCCAGUGUCGCUCUAGUGUAUGCUGACAUUAACUUGAAACAAGCAAAAGAUUACUAUGAAUACGAUAAUUUACAAGUACAGUGGGGGAUACAAGAUAACUAUGAAAUAUGUCGAAAAGUGGGUCGUGGCAAAUAUUCAGAAGUAUUCGAAGGUGCUAAUAUGUUGACUCAGGAACGUUGCGUGAUUAAGGUACUCAAGCCUGUGAAAAAGAAGAAAAUUAAACGUGAAAUCAAGAUUUUACAAACGUUAAAUGGUGGUCCUAAUAUUAUUGCCCUAUUGGAUAUUGUCAGGGAUCCACAGUCCAGAACGCCUUCCUUGGUGUUUGAAUGUGUCGACAAUACAGAAUUCAAGAUUCUCUAUCCUCGAUUUACUGAUUAUGAUGUACGAUAUUAUAUGUAUGAACUACUCAAGGCACUUGAUUAUUGUCAUUCAAAAGGGAUUAUGCAUCGUGAUGUAAAACCUCACAAUGUGAUGAUCGAUCAUGAAAAGAAACAGUUAAGGUUGAUUGAUUGGGGAUUGGCUGAUUUUUAUAUACCUGGAACUGAUUACAAUGUACGUGUAGCUUCAAGAUGUUACAAAGGACCAGAAUUAUUAGUGGACUUUCAACGAUACGAUUAUAGUUUGGAUUUAUGGUGUUUUGGAGCAAUGUUGGCAGGCAUGAUUUUCAGAAAAGAUCCCUUCUUCAAUGGUCAAGAUAAUUAUGAUCAAUUAGUCAAAAUUGCUCGUGUUCUUGGUACAGAGAGUUUACAUGCUUAUUUGAGAAAAUACAAUAUUACAUUGGAUUCACAUUUUGAUGGUAUUCUUGGAAGUUACCCACCAAAACCUUGGACAAAAUUUGUAGGACCUACUAACAAAAAGUAUGCUUCUCCUGAAGUAUUUGAUUUACUGGACCGUCUCUUACGUUAUGAUCAUCAAGAACGAUUGACUGCCAAACAAGCCAUGGAACAUGAUUGGUUCAAACCUAUUCGAGAAAAGGAAUCUUCAUAGAAAUCUUUUAGUUUAUUCCAUACCCGCUUUUUUUUUUUUUUUU
This is a messenger RNA of Halteromyces radiatus, 1133 nucleotides long. Its product is annotated as kinase-like domain-containing protein. The transcript has 7 exons. NCBI's taxonomy places the organism in Eukaryota, Fungi, Mucoromycota, Mucoromycetes, Mucorales, Cunninghamellaceae. Gene Ontology annotation, molecular function: ATP binding; protein serine/threonine kinase activity. Gene Ontology annotation, biological process: regulation of transcription by RNA polymerase III; protein phosphorylation; DNA damage response. The coding region runs from base 83 to 1090 and encodes 335 amino acids. Gene Ontology annotation, cellular component: protein kinase CK2 complex; nucleus; cytosol. The record is from RefSeq and is a predicted model, not a curated record.